AUGGCGCCAUUACGAUGUUGCAUACGUUGCAUAUUCCGAGGCGAAUCCCGAUAUCGGGUAGUUGAAAGGGACAAUUUGCUACAUAAACAGGGCGAUGACGGAAGAGAAAUCGAAUUGCUGCGCUAUAUAUACAACCUGCCUAAUUUUGAAGAGCUUCGAGGGUCUCCCCCAAAUGUCAUAGCCGCAAUCGAUCAAUAUGCGAGACAGAAAAAUUACCUCAUGAACGUCGGCUCGGCUAAAGGUUCCAUCGUCACCGACUUGAUAGCUGCAGCUAAACCGAAGGUAAUGGUUGAACUAGGAGGCUAUGUAGGGUAUUCUACCGUCCUCUUCGGGGAUGCAGCUCGCCGCGCGGGAGGGGAGGUAUACUAUAGUUUGGAAAGAAACCCUGUUUUCGUUGCAGUUUCUAGAAUGCUGUUGGACCUGGCUGGGCUUGGCGAUUUUGUCAAAGUCAUCACUGGAACUAGCGAUGUCUCUCUUUUCAACCUGAAGAGCAGCGGCAUGAUUAGUCACAUCGAUAUGCUGUUUCUGGACCAUUAUAAACCAGCAUACGUAGCUGAUUUGAAGCUCUGCGAGCAGCUUGGCAUGAUCCUGCCUGGGAGUGUUUUGGCAGCAGACAAUGUCAUCUCUCCUGGCAACCCACCAUACCUUAAAUACGUGCGGAGCAGCGUCGAGGAAAAGAGAGCGACGGCGGCCAAUUCAGCACCAUCAAGAGGGUACGAUGUUGAUGGAUUUUCCACUACCGUCGUCAACCGCUAUGGAAACACAAGAGAUAAGGCAUUGGCGGCAGUUGACAUUUUUGGCAACCCAAAUUUGAUCUAUGAGAGCAAGCUGGUAAAUAGCUUUGAGCCUACCGGAGAACCUGAUGGAGUGGAAAUAACUCGAUGCGUUGGAAUUGACAAAAGGCCUGAUAGUAAACUCUAGGGUGGUUAGUGAUACCAAGCGAGGUCUUGGAAAGAAGUAACAGGAGAUAUUGAUGGCCCGAUGAAACAUCGGAGGUUGGUGUUCGGGAUGACGCCAAGUUUUCAAACACGGCAAGGCUCGGGACAUUACACUAGUGGUGGGGUUUACUCCGCGUUAGUUGCCCCUGCUAUUUUUCAGACGUCAGAGAUCUCGCAAGCCGAAAUUAAAUUCAGUAGCUAGUUUACUAGGGUG
Histoplasma capsulatum G186AR is the source of this 1152-nucleotide messenger RNA. RefSeq names its product catechol O-methyltransferase. The transcript is spliced from 3 exons. Gene Ontology annotation, molecular function: O-methyltransferase activity. The coding region runs from base 1 to 921 and encodes 306 amino acids. Lineage: Eukaryota; Fungi; Ascomycota; Eurotiomycetes; Onygenales; Ajellomycetaceae. The record is from RefSeq and is a predicted model, not a curated record.